Molecule: messenger RNA, 435 nt
Organism: Macroventuria anomochaeta
Lineage: Eukaryota; Fungi; Ascomycota; Dothideomycetes; Pleosporales; Didymellaceae
Exons: 1
Source: RefSeq, a predicted model, not a curated record
CCCAAAGCCACUUCAACAGUUGAUGUGGGCGGUCGAGCGGAGCUCGUGUUCUCUCCUUCUUCGCUAAACGCAUCAGUGGGCAGCAUCAUUGUGUUUAACUUCCUUGCUUCGAAUCAUACAUUGACCCAGAGCACCCUAUCGAGCCCUUGUCAAUACAACGGAGGUUUUGACUCUGGCUUUAGGCAGUUCAACCCAGCAAACAUAAGCGGAAAGUUUGUCAUUGAGUAUGAGGUUCAGAAAGAAGAUCCGCAGUGGUUCUUUUGCGCCCAAAGUGUCAAGGCAUCCCAUUGUCACGCAGGCAUGGUUUUUAGUCUUAAUCCUGGUGGGGCGCAUCCCGUGUUUUUGCAGAAUGCUCAUUCAGCAGUCACCGCGAAAAUUCAACCCACACUUGCCUGCCAGCAGCCUACAUCGGACCAGCCUUCUCACAACAGAACU